CACUUGCCCACCUCAAAUCGAUUAUCUGUCGAUCGAUGAAUUGAGUUCGUGCCCCCAAAAUUCCCCUGUGUCCGAUCCAAAGUUUCCAAAUUUGGGAACUCCCAUGGCGGAAUCGACGUGGAGCGAGGAGGAGAAGGCCAUGGCGGCUGCCGUCCUCGGCCCGGAGGCGUUCGACUACCUCGCGGCCAGCCAAGCUUGCUCCGACGGUCUCACCGACGCUGCGGAGGCCGACCUCCAGAGCCGCCUCCUCGACCUCGUCGAGGGCCCCCCUGACCGCCCUGGAGUGGGUUGGAACUACGCCAUCUUUUGGCAGAUCUCCCGCUCGAAGACCGGCGACGUCGUUCUCGGCUGGGGCGACGGGUCCUGCCGCGAGCCCCGGGAGGGGGAAGAGGGCGCCGCGUCCGCUGCCGCGUCGGCGAGAUCCUCCGGCGAGGACGAAUCGUGCCGGCACAAGAUGAGGAGGUCCGUCCUCCAGAAGCUCCACGUGUUCUUCGGCGGAUCGGACGAGGACAACUACGCCAUCCGUCUCGAUCAGGUCACCGAAGCCGAGAUGUUCUUCCUCGCGUCGAUGUAUUUCUCUUUCCCGCCGGGGAAGGGCGCGCCUGGCAAGGCUCUGGCGGCAGGUCAGCACUUCUGGAUACUCUCCCCUUCCGAUUACUGCUACAGGGGUUUCUUAGCGGCGUCGGCAGGGUUUCGUACGAUCGUUGUCGUUCCAUUUGAGACGGGUGUCCUCGAAUUGGGGUCUGUUAGAUCGCUAGCGGAAAGCCCGGAUGCCUUGCAGAUGAUAAAGUCGGUGUUUUGGGGCAAGGUUCCUGCAGAGAUGCCCCGAGCCAGUGAGAAGAUCGAAAAGAAUGGAUCAGAUACAUGCACGAAGAUCUUCGGAAAGGAUCUCAAUCUCGGGACUUCCAGUGUCACUGAAAAGGUUUUGGUUGCAAAAGUAGAAGACAAUUCUUGGGAUACAAACUUGAAGAGUGGCAGCAGCGACAAUUGGUUGUUAUUUCCUAAUGUUCACAAGGGAAUGCAGAGUUUCAGUUGGAACCAUGUCCGAAGUGUGAAUUCUGACCAAAAGCAAUUCGACAAUGGCAUCUCGAUCGCAAGUAACGAUGUUAGUAACCAUAGUAACGGCAUGGGAGGAGAUCGUCUGCUCGGCCAAUUGCGGAUCCAGAAGAAUCAGUUAAAAUCACAACAGCUGCUCCAGCCAUCGCCAAGGCAGAUCAAUUUUAGUGGGGGUGGGACUUUGAGAGCUGCAGCCACGAUCGGGAAUGUCGGAACAUUGGAAAUGGAACAAACAAACAUGGAGGCUUCUUGCAAAGAGGAGAGACACGUCCCGGUCGAGGUCGAGGAGCGACGGCCAAGGAAGAGAGGAAGGAAGCCUGCUAAUGGAAGGGAGGAACCUCUCAAUCACGUUGAGGCAGAGCGGCAGAGAAGGGAAAAGCUUAACCAGAGGUUCUACGCACUGCGGGCGGUGGUGCCUAACAUUUCAAAGAUGGACAAAGCCUCUUUGCUGGGCGAUGCCAUUUCCUAUAUCACUGAGCUCCAAAACAGAUUGAAGGAGCUGGAGACGGAGAAGGAAACACUCUUGGAAUCAGGGGAAGUGAAUUAUGAGGCUCGAAUGCAGCAUCCCGAGGUCGAUGUGAAAACAAUGCAAGAUGAGGUGAUCGUGCAAGUUAGCUCCCCUUUCAACACCCAUCCCGUUUCCAAAGUUUUUCAAGCUUUAAAAGAUGCACAGAUUGAUGUAGCAGAGUCGAAGGUAUCUGAUGGUGGAGACAGUAUACAACAUACUCUCAUCAUCAAAUCAUCUGGUUCUGAACAGCAAAUGAAGGAUAAGAUCGUUGCUGCAUUAUCUAAUGAAGGGAGCUCAAUUAACAAUGAAGUCUAGUGUUAAUUUAGGAGGUAGAAAGAGCCAUCUCACCUCAUCAUCUGGGAUUUUGUUGCCGAUUGAGACACAGCAGGGAUAUACCCACAGUAAAGUCUGAAUCUGACACUAGAAGGAUUUCACUAACUGGAUAAUUCAAUUAACCCCAAUCACUCUGUUAUCUUCCCUGGUAAGACAAACGUUCAGAUAAUGUUAUACUGAUGUAUCUAUGUACAAUUAUCUUUCAAACUGCUAUGGGUUUAAUGCACAUCUCUGUUUAUACCCAUUUUGUCUUGGAGUAGACAGUGUUUCUUAUCGUUUGAUAGUCACAAUGCUGUACCUGUAUGCCUGACAAUUUGAACCAUUUGCAUGUUACAUUAAAAUAUAUGAAAUACUGUGAUUAUAGGGAAUCAAAUUGGUGAUGUUUGUUUCA
Messenger RNA from Zingiber officinale, 2288 nucleotides. RefSeq names its product transcription factor MTB1-like. NCBI's taxonomy places the organism in Eukaryota, Viridiplantae, Streptophyta, Magnoliopsida, Zingiberales, Zingiberaceae. The record is from RefSeq and is a predicted model, not a curated record. The coding region runs from base 104 to 1879 and encodes 591 amino acids. Gene Ontology annotation, biological process: regulation of DNA-templated transcription. Gene Ontology annotation, molecular function: protein dimerization activity; transcription cis-regulatory region binding; DNA-binding transcription factor activity. Gene Ontology annotation, cellular component: nucleus. The transcript has a single exon.